Molecule: messenger RNA, 1575 nt
Organism: Cydia amplana
Lineage: Eukaryota; Metazoa; Arthropoda; Insecta; Lepidoptera; Tortricidae
Product: luciferin 4-monooxygenase-like
Exons: 10
Coding region: 1-1575 (524 amino acids)
Source: RefSeq, a predicted model, not a curated record
AUGCUCGUACACGGUGCAGGAGAGUUGUCAGCGCCGGCGCACCUGAACUUUGGGAAGUACGUGUUGGAUAGGCUGCGGAAAGCAAACCCUUAUCGCUUAUGUUUCCGCAACUGUACGAGGGACGACCAGCUGACGUACGCACAGUUCACGCAGCAUGCGGUUAGAGUGGCGACUGCGUUGGCGCAGCGGGUGGUGCGCGGGGACACGGUGGCGGUUAUGGGCGAGCCGAGGGCCACGCUGCUACCUACCGGCCUUGGGAUAAUCCUGGCGGGCGCUUCAUGCACGCCGAUCCCGCUUGACUGCGGAACAGCUAUCUUGACUCACAAGUUAACACUAACGAAGCCAAAAUAUGCUUUCUGCACCCGUUUAUUCUGGGAAACGCACAGCGACGUACUGAAGAAAUUAGAUUUCAUUAAGUCCUUCAUAUGUUUCGAUGGCGUCAUCGCAGAAAUCGAGUCAUUGGACACUUUUACGUCAAAUGGUGACGUGGACAUAGAGACGUACGACCCUGUUAGCGUGAACGGUGCGACUGAUGUGGCCUUGAUUUUGUAUUCUUCUGGGACAACGGGUCUUUGCAAGGGAGUGCUGCAUACUCACCUGAACUGUAUUGCGCAGUGUGAGCCACAAUGGUGGUACGACUUUGAAUCUUUGGAAACCGUCUACUUCGCGGGUUCCCAUCUGUGUGGAGCCUACGGCAUUUUCCGGGCUUAUCCGUUCUUGUGCGCCGGAAAAACAAUUGUUAACACAGAGGAUAUCCAUGUAGACUUGAAAGUUAUACAGGACUAUAAGGCGAACACGAUACCGACCAUUCCCGCCUUAGUUGAAGAGCUGACUAACGCUGACACGGACGAGUACGAUCUCAGCUCUCUGAAGGUGAUCAUGACCGCUACUGCACCUCUCCUGCCUUCACUGUUGGAGGCAUUCUCCAAGAAAUUUCCUAAUGUGACGUUGCAAAACUUGUAUGGCGCGACCGAAGUGAGUCCGAUAACCGCGCAAGAUGCUACUUCAGUGGGAUCCACCAAUCUGGGCGUUGCGCCUGGUGGCAACACUUUGAAGGUGGUGGACGUAGAAACUCGAGCAAUACUUGGACCUAAUCAGCGCGGGGAGAUCUGCGUGCGAAGCCCACGUGUCAUGAAGGGAUACCUAGGUGUGACUUCGCCUAUAGACGACGAAGGCUUCUAUUUGACGGGAGACCUAGGAUACUACGAUGACCAGAGACACUUCUAUCAUUUGGACAGGCUGAAGGACAUCAUUCUUUCUACUGGAUACACGGUGUCCCCAGGCGAGGUGGAGGUAGUUCUGCUGGGUCAUCCCGCGGUAAAGGAGGCGGCUGUAGUGGGCAAGCCGGCAGAGAAGGUCACCGAGAGGCCCACGGCCUUCGUGGUGCUGCGCCCUGGGGCCUCCGCCACUGAGGCCGAGCUCGUUAAUUUCGUGGACCCUCAGGUCCCCUGGUACAUGCGACUGACUGGCGGCGUGAGGUUCAUCUCUGAGCUACCCAGGAACGACCAGCAGAAAAUCCUGCGUCGACAACUGAGAGAGAUACUGGUCGAAGAGGCUAAGGCGGAAGGACAAUAG